UAAAAUCAUCAAAAUCACAAUCAACUCCACUACAAGCAAACAUGUUAUCAAGAUUACCUUUGCAGCAAUUACCAUUAGUUCCAAAUGAAGGCUUAGAAAUUCAAGAAAUUCAGGUGACUCAAAAGGAAAUUCAAGAAGUUCAAGAGACCCAAAGAGUAACUCAAGAAAUCCAAGCGACUCAAAAAGAAUUUCUUCAAGGAAAUUUAUUUAUGAAUUCAAACAUUACAUUUCAUAUUCAUAAUCACUAUUAUUGA
Messenger RNA from Cetraspora pellucida, 254 nucleotides. The record is from the annotation of a GenBank genome assembly. Lineage: Eukaryota; Fungi; Glomeromycota; Glomeromycetes; Diversisporales; Gigasporaceae.